CCCAGUUGAAGCUUCCAUAACAAUAGGCACAGGUAGUGACCAGGCUUUUCAUGUAUUACACCUCAGGCACUUUGCAGAGGCAAGAUAGUCUCGCUGCUGAGUCAUGAAUAUACACUAAAGAGCCGAAAGUAUUCCCUUCGAGCAUGGAACCAAAAAGAUGAAUGCUACGCCUGUUUAGAGUAUUUAGAUGAUGUUUAGUUUGUGAGGCGUAGCUGCAUGUGGUCAGCUGCAGCAAAAAAGGGGAUCAAUACAAAGACAAAGACAACACAGCCUCUGAGUAAACCACCGUGUUUUUGACAGCAUAUAAAAACCACGACGGCUUAGACUGCCUCUCAGACUCACACUACAUCAGGUAGGCUUACAGGAUGACGGCAAAAGACAGGGAGACAGAGGAGGCCCACCUGUCCAACACCAGUGCACCUGGUCAAGCGGGGAGCCCAUGUGAACCCGACCUGAACAUCUCUUCAAGUGGGGCUGUGAAGGAACGGGGUCGAAACUGGGGGUGGAUGCUGUCUGGGAUAAUAUGUGUCAACAUUUUGAUCCUCGGUUGUGCCCUGGUCAGCGGCAGCGCCUACAACAAUGUGAACAUCGGCACCCCUGACCUGCAGAUUUUCCUGAUCAUCCUCCUCCUACUCACCUCCAUCUGGAUGAUUUAUUAUGCCUUCUACACGGCCAGGCAAGAAAAUGCUGUUGUUUACAAGGAUGGCCAUGCUGGACCUAUAUGGCUCAGGGGAGGACUUGUGCUAUUUGGACUCCUCAGUAUUAUCAUGGACAUUUUCAAGAUAGCCAGCUAUGUGGGCUACCUCCACUGUGAUUCUGCUGUAAAGGUUGCAUUUCCCGUGGUGCAAUUUGUUUUCAUACUUGUGCAGACAUACUUUUUGUGGAUCCACGCCAAGGACUGUGUGCAGAUACAAAAGAACAUAACACGCUGUGGGCUGAUGCUCACCCUCUCCACAAAUCUAGUUGUGUGGAUGACUGCUGUCACCGAGGAGUCCGUUCACCAAACAACAAUUCCCGAUUACCCGAGCAACACCACUAAGCACACUGGACGAAGCAUGUACAUCAAUAAAGCGGGUUAUGGAGAUGAUAAGUGCAAGUGCAGCCACACUUCGUGCAGCAUCUUCAAGGACGCCUACUACUACUUGUACCCCUUCAACAUCGAGUACAGUCUCUUCGCCUCUGCCAUGGCUUAUGUGUUAUGGAAAAAUGUUGGUAGAAUAAUAGAUGAACAUACCCACCACCACAUCAAAUUUCGGCUGAAGGAUGUAUUUCUUGGUCCUGUGGCAGGAAUUCUCUUAGUGGUGGCAGGUCUGGCAACCUUCAUUGUAUAUGAGAUGGAAAUGAAAAAGGACUAUAGUGAUGAUGGCAAAAAGGACAAAGCAGUGAUGAUGCACUUUGUCAUGAAUAUAGUGAUAGUGACCCUGAUGUCUGUGUCCACUGUGAUUGGCUGCGCCAUCUUCAGGGUGGACCACAGGGAGCAUGUAUCGGACAAAAACCCCACACGCAGCCUGGAUGUGGGACUGCUGGUGGGGGCCUCACUCGGACAGUUCAUCAUCAGCUAUUACACAAUCGUAGCUAUGGUUGGAACUGGAGCCAAAGGUUACCUGAACAGGCUCAACCUGGCCUGGUCUAUCCUCAUGGUGAUCCAGCUCGGCCUACAGAACUUUUUCAUUAUCGAAGGUUUACACCGGGAGCCCUUCCAUGAGGUGCACCCGGUGGUCACUGUGGUUGCAAAUCCAUAUGUGCUGCAGCCAAGCAAAGAGCUGAACAACCCUGAGUUAUCAGAGAAGGACAGAAUUCCCAGCCCAGUACUGACAGCACACAACCAGCACAGCCACGCGGCUGAGCACAAACCCAAACUGUUGUGGAAGAGACGUGUGUUGAAGGAAGUCAGUGUGUUUUUGCUGCUGGGCAACGUCAUACUGUGGAUCAUGCCGGCCUUCGGAGCGCGUCCCCAGUUUGACCAUGACACCGAAACUGAUUUCUACGAAUUUAGCAUGUGGGCUGCUGUUGUGAAUGUUGGACUUCCCUUUGGCAUAUUUUACCGCAUGCAUUCAGUCGCGAGUCUGUUUGAGGUCUUUCUGACAUCAUAACGAUACUGGUGCAUAUGACGAGGACAGCCAACUGUUUUGACAUUAUAGAGAUGCUUUGUAUAAAUUUGUUUGUUUUGAUGAUGCUUAUGUUAUUUCUCUAGUUGUGAAGUAGAUAAUGACUGACAAAAGCCUCCUCUUACAUCUCUAAUAAUAGUCUAAUAUAUGUGAAAUUGUCCAUUAAAAGUUUGCCAGUUUAAAAAAAGAAAAUAAUUAUGAAGCUGAUCUUUUAUGACUGGUUUUAUGCUGUAGCCUGUGUAUGCACAAAAUAAAGACAAUGUAAUAAGCUAGGAAUAAAAGAGAAUGACUCGCUGUUCCCC
This is a messenger RNA of Larimichthys crocea (large yellow croaker), 2410 nucleotides long. It is a transcript of the gene otop2, whose product is annotated as otopetrin 2. The transcript is spliced from 8 exons. Gene Ontology annotation, molecular function: proton channel activity. Gene Ontology annotation, biological process: proton transmembrane transport. Lineage: Eukaryota; Metazoa; Chordata; Actinopteri; Sciaenidae. Bases 366 to 2093 code for a protein of 575 amino acids. The record is from RefSeq and is a predicted model, not a curated record. Gene Ontology annotation, cellular component: membrane.